UCCCUCUUCCACUCCCCGUCGUCGUCUCUCUUCAAAACACAGCUGGGAUCAUCUUUUUCUUCCUUAGACCGCACUUUUUCGGCGGAUUACACUCCUCUGCUUCUCUUGCUCUGUCUUUUCUGUGGAGAUGAUUUCAUGAUGUUCUUCCAUUUGCCGUCCUCCUUUUCUUCUUUCAAUCCUUCAAUGGUGGGACAGAUUUUUUGACGUCUGGUUUUUGCUCUUCUGGGUUUCUUGCCAUGUGGGUUUCUCGGGUUUUGGAUUCUUGAUUGAUUGAUGCGUUUACUGGUUCCAAUCGCGGAGUUCUUCUUUGCCUUGUUAUUGGGUUUUGGAUUCUCCCCAUUUUCCUGAUCCCUCGGUUUUCUUCCUUAUUUUAACCCCUCAACUUCCGUUUCCCAUCGAGUUUGCUUCCAUUUCGAAAUGUUCGACAUGUUCUUCAAGCCUAAGUUCUUCACAAAAUGCAAAUCUUGCGUGAAGCUUUUGAAGAUGCGGCUGGAUACAAUCCGGAAGAAGAAGAAUGCGGUUCUCAAGUUUUUGAAGAAUGACAUUGCUGAGCUUCUCAGAAGUGGUCUCGACCAAAACGCCUAUAAUAGGGCUGAAGGGCUUCUUGUUGAGCGGAAUGUAUUGAAAUGUUAUGAUCUGAUUGAUGAGUUUUCUGGGACGAUCUAUAAUCAACUUUCUGUCUUGAGUAAGCAGAGUGAGUGUCCCGACGAAUGCCGAGAAGCAGUCGCGUCGCUGAUUUACGCUGCAGCGAGAUUCGCUGACUUGCCUGAAUUGCGGGAGCUAAGGAGUCUCUUUACUGCGAAAUAUGGAAGAUCCUUUGAACAAUUUACCAACAAAGAGCUCAUCGAGAAGCCGAGUGCGAUGGCAAUGACUAAAGAGGUGAAGCUCCAGCUACUCCAGGAGAUAGCACAGGAAUCAGGCAUUGAAUGGAAUUCCAAGGCUUUGGAACAACAACUGUAUACUCCUCCCCAAAAUACACCUGAUGAGGAGCCAAAUGCAGACAGAAGAAACAAAGCCAAGGUUGUUUCUAUUCCAGUGUUUGAAAGAAAGACGAGCUUGCUUCAAAAAAAGGACAACAGCGACGACGAUUCCAUCUUCGACAGUAGAAGCGAAGACAAUGGAACCGAAACCUCAACAGGAGAUAGCAGUACUGAUCAAGAUGUUCAGAAAGGUGUAUUUGAGGAUGAAGUAGAAGAUCGAAAACCUUUCUACCUUAGAUUUAUCCCACCUCCCUACCUCAAAUCCAAGCCUAGCAAAAAGGAAGCGAGUUUUGAGAAGCCAGCCGUGGAAGAGAAGCCGAAACCCAGAUCUGUGAGGCGAAGAAAUAGUAAACUUGAGCCUACAAGGGACAUCAACAUUGGCAAUGUCGACAACUCCGCGAACGAUGGUACAGAAAAGGCUAGUUCGAGUCGAAACAAAGGAAAAGAAACCAUGAUGGGAGAAGAGAAAGGUGCAGGGGAGGAAGAGAGGAUGUUAGAUGGGCUUUUGAUGCAUUAUAGUAAGAAAAAAUCAACUCAAGAAUCAAACAGAGCAAAAGGCAACCUUAAAUCCCAAAAACACAAAGAACAAGAUGAACCUCAAAGGACCAAAAAUUCAAAAGCUGAGGAGGACCUUUCUGUCCCAGGAAGAUCAGUUUCACUUCCCAGAGACACAAAUGAGCCAAUUGUUCCAAUGAAGAGGCAUACUAGAAACAAUUCCUUUGUGCAUCCUAAGCUCCCGGAUUACGACCAACUCGCAGCUCGGUUUGCAGCUCUCAAAGAGAAGUAAAAGUCAUUGAUAUCGUUCCAGUAUUAUCGAGUAAUUAUUGAAUGUGACUGACACAAGAUGGAAAAGUCUCCUCCUCGGAGAUUCUCUUUUUUAGAAACCGGCCCAAUUGCACACUUGCAAUUCUAUCUAGGAAAUUCUAAUUCUCCCUUGGCAAUGUCUAAAUACUUUAUAGCAUGUAGUGUGCAGUGCUUUACAAGUGCAGUAAAAUUUCUCUAAAAAGUGGUACAUAAUUCACAUUUACAGAUA
Messenger RNA from Momordica charantia (bitter melon), 2013 nucleotides. The record is from RefSeq and is a predicted model, not a curated record. Lineage: Eukaryota; Viridiplantae; Streptophyta; Magnoliopsida; Cucurbitales; Cucurbitaceae.